UGCAAGGCCUUGCAGGAGUGUUGUGAACGUGUAUGGCAGGUCAUAAAAAUGGUUGGAAACAUUUAUGCUGCUACAGCAGUGGGCAUACUACUUUUAACUGCCAUUCUGGUCAUUGUAACUGAGAAGCAAGUCUACGUAAUGCACUUUUUCAUACCCGGCCUGGAUGUUGGAACGCAAUUUGGCUAUUUGGCUACAAUGGCGGUGCAUACAGUGGUUUUUCUAGCUGGCAUUUUCGGUCUAUUUGCUGGCGAUUUAUUUUUUCUUAUAUAUUUGGGACAACCGGAAUUAUUUCGUGACUUUUUGGUGCUGAAAGUCAAAGCACUAAAUGAGGCUGCUGCUGAAAAAAGUAAAACGGCUGAAAAGCUAUUAGUCGAUAUUAUUGAAUGGCAUCAAUACUAUACAGACUACAAUGAGCGUUGUAACUAUGUAUUCUACUACAUAAUAACUAUGCAAAUCGUUACAUCGGGCAUCUCAAUUAUUUGUACUCUUUAUAUUCUACUUUUGGGCGAUUGGCCUGGUGCAUACCUGUACAUUUUGGUAGCAUUUUGUGGACUUUAUCUAUACUGUAUUAUUGGCACGAAAAUCGAAACUUGUAAUCAUGCAUUUUAUGAGGAACUUUACAAUAUCAAUUGGUACGACUUGGAAGUGAAAAAUCAGAAAAUGAUUAUAUUCAUAUUGAUGAGGUCACAAAAUCCUAGUGAAAUUAAAAUUGGUGGCGUCCUGCCGCUCUCUGUGCAAACAGCACUUUCGAUAACAAAAUCAAUUUAUGGAAUAUUUACAAUGAUGUUGGGUUUUUUGGAUGAAGAACAGUGA
This is a messenger RNA of Rhagoletis pomonella (apple maggot), 813 nucleotides long. Its product is annotated as putative odorant receptor 83c. The transcript is spliced from 4 exons. Gene Ontology annotation, cellular component: plasma membrane. Lineage: Eukaryota; Metazoa; Arthropoda; Insecta; Diptera; Tephritidae. The record is from RefSeq and is a predicted model, not a curated record. Gene Ontology annotation, molecular function: olfactory receptor activity; odorant binding. Gene Ontology annotation, biological process: sensory perception of smell; detection of chemical stimulus involved in sensory perception of smell. The annotation marks the transcript as partial.